GACACACUAACAUUUUAAAAUCAGUUGGCGGCUUAGUGAAGGAAAAGCGGGUUUGGGGGUUUUUCCCAAUAAAUUAAAGUUAGGUCGCUGGAUAAGUUGCGUUUGAUUCCGAUUUUAUUAUGAUGUCAAGUCGAAGGAGCGAAGCUCUGGUGUUCUCACUGGUGACUGGCAUCAACCUGGCCAUGGCCAGGCUGGUGGACAUCUGGGACAGCAUUGGCAUUCUGGAGGACCAGAGGGUGGAGAGGAUGGAGACUGUGAAAAAACACAUUGAGGGUCUUCUGAAUGAAAUGAUCACAGAAGAGGAGGCCUUGAAAAAACGCAUCGAAGCCAACAUCAUCUCCUUCCGCAAGCAGCUGGAGGUCCUUUAUCAGGAGAUGUCCCUGGAGCCUUAUAAAGUGGACGAUGACCUCACGGUGCUUCAAUUGGAGAAAGAUCUGCGGCUGCGUGUGGAGACGCUGCUGAAGGAGAAAGGGGACCGUCUGAAGGAGAUGCGGAGCCUGCAGCAGCAAGACGAGGAGCUGUGCGAGGAGCUGUGUGCCACCCCAUACUACAUCCCCACCGGGAGCCUGCCUUCCCGCAACCAGCUGCAGGAGCUCCGGCAGCACAUCAAGCAGCUCAGUGAGGAGAAGAGCACACGGGUGAAAGUCUUUUCCGGCCUGAGGGACGACAUCCGCAGACUCAUGGCGGAGAUGGGCCACGAUCCCGAAACCAGCCUGGAGAGGGAGUCGGUCUGCAAUGAGGCCGACGUUUUCCUACUCACCCAUGAAAACAUCAAGGCUCUGAAGAUGCUGCUCUGCCAGCUCGAAGUGAAAAAGGAAUCGCUGCUCUCAACUUGGGAUGAGCUUAAAGGAAGGGCGCUCAGCCUGUGGAAUCGUUUGGAGUGCCCCGAGGAGGAGCGCAGGGCGCUCCAGGGUGACGGGCACUCUACGCUCUCUGUGGAGAUUGCACGGUGGCAAAAUGAGGUGGAUCGAUUGGAGGUGCUGCAGAAAGUCAAGCUUGAGGAUGUGAUCAACAAGGUCCGACAGGAGCUGGUCUACAAUUGGGACAAGUGCAUGUUCGGGCCUGAGCGAAGGGAGUCCUUUAGCAGGCACUUCUGUGACAGUAACUUCACAGAAGAGUUGCUGGCACGCCAUGAAGAGGAGCUGUCGCGUGUGAAAGCCUGGCAAGAGAGAGCACGUCCCCUGCUGGAGAUCUUGGAGAAAUGGGAGAAGACCUGGGCACUCUUCCAGGACUUUGAGAAGAAAGCGUCAGACCCUAACCGCUUUAACAACCGUGGGGGAGCUCUGCUCAAAGAGGAGAAGGAGAGGGUCAAGGUGCAGAAGAUGCUGCCCAAGUUGGAGGAGGAACUUAAGGUUGCAGUGGAGGAGUGGGAGAGAACAGAGGGCUGCGCAUUUCUGGUGCGGGGCAAACGGGCCACGGAGUAUGUCUCCAGCAUGUGGGAAGAGCAUCGACUUCAGCGGGGAAAGGUGAAAAAUGAGUGUGUCACAAAGAAGGGGGAGGCUGUUACUUUAAAGACACCAACCAAGAGGCCCCUUGGGAGCUUUCGUGCGGAGUCCACCCCCAGCAAGAUGAAGAAGACUCCCAAUCAGACAGUGCUUCGAACUACUACUACUACUACUACUACAUCAUCCAGUAGCUCGAACACCUUCCUCAGUGUGUCGGGCAAACCCCCAUUGUCUGGUCAAAAGGUCCAGCAGAGGACCAAAGCGAUGGAGAUCAGUCACAGGACGCCACUGCAGGAGUUCAAGGGCGAGAAGCACCUGGGGAUGGGCACUUACUCGGACUUCAUGAGUGAGCUAACCAAGAAGGCCGACCACGAGGCUUUCCUCAACUCCACAGCCAAGGACAUCCUGUAGGCGCUGGGCCCUCCCGCCUGUCUCCUCACCCUUGAUUAUGAAUCGGGCAUUUUUGUCUUGCCACAGACUUCAAUAAAAGUGUUUACGUUUCUGAGUUUAA
Messenger RNA from Brienomyrus brachyistius, 1956 nucleotides. RefSeq lists its product as uncharacterized. NCBI's taxonomy places the organism in Eukaryota, Metazoa, Chordata, Actinopteri, Osteoglossiformes, Mormyridae. The transcript has 14 exons. Gene Ontology annotation, cellular component: mitotic spindle midzone; cytoplasm; spindle. The record is from RefSeq and is a predicted model, not a curated record. Gene Ontology annotation, biological process: mitotic spindle midzone assembly; microtubule cytoskeleton organization. Gene Ontology annotation, molecular function: microtubule binding. Bases 120 to 1856 code for a protein of 578 amino acids.